This is a messenger RNA of Laccaria bicolor S238N-H82, 1158 nucleotides long. RefSeq lists its product as uncharacterized. NCBI's taxonomy places the organism in Eukaryota, Fungi, Basidiomycota, Agaricomycetes, Agaricales, Hydnangiaceae. The coding region runs from base 1 to 1158 and encodes 385 amino acids. The record is from RefSeq and is a predicted model, not a curated record. The transcript has 3 exons.
AUGUCUUUUGUCCAGUUGGAUUGGGUCCGAAGUCUAUCACCCGAAUUGUGGUGGAAUACGUUGGAUAUGGGGAAACGGCCAGAGUGUAUCUCUGACAUUCACAGAGUCACAAUCAACUUCCUAUACGCCGUCGAUGGGUGGAUCGGACAGGUUUCCCUCGAUGGAACAAAUGUCACUGAGGUCAAUACUAACAAGGCCGGGGUAGCUGUCACCGACUGCCUGCCGCUCACAUGGACCUCGGACGUCCUCAUCCCGGGAAACCAUACCGUCUCAGUUGCCUCCCUCGAUCCAAACCUUGAGAUCCAAGCUACAUGGGUGAAUAUAAAUAGCUUCGUUUACACGGCCGCGUCGGUGCCAUCGAUGAGCACAACUAUAUCAACAAGCAUAGCCAUAUCAACGAGCACAACCAUCCCUGGACCUUCGGGCGAUACAACUACAUCCAAGCACAAGGCGCCAAAAAUCGGCAUCAUUGUUGGAAUCGUGACAGGAAUCGUGGCUCUCCUAUUCCUCCUUAUCUGCACACUAUUCCUUCGCCAACGGCGACGAUCCUCGAUUGAGACGGUCACACUGGACACUGUUGAAAAGUCCGCAGCCAAUCCCAUGGACCAAUCAUUCACAGGGAUCUCUGGGUAUAACAACCCAAUUUUUCAAGAUGGAACAUCUCGUUACGAGGAGCAACGUAUUCCACUGGACUCCAUGAAAAUAAUGUCCCCUCCAACCCAAGCUAUAACGGAUGUGGUUGCAUAUCCCGAACUACUUCCAUCACCACCUUCAUCCACCGGGCAAAGGGAUGUUCUCAACCGCUCAACAACAGAGUCACCCGUCUUCUCUCCUCCAUCCAUACUCUCUCAAAGUAAACACCUGCCUCCGCUUCCUGACUUUCCUGACACUGGAAGUUCUCCCCAAACAUCUUCGGCAUCUGCUCGCGAUGCUCCGACCGACGGGUUGCUCUCAGAAAAUCAAUUGUCCGUUCUGCAAAGGCUUGCAGAGUGGAACAUCCCAGGACCCGCUUUAGCUGCAGUUGUUGCGAGUUUGCGUAGUGGAGGGGGACAUGUAGUGGGUGAGUCUGAGCUCGAGCCGAGCAGCUCGGGGCAGCAACCACCACCUCCUCGUACCGGGGAGGAUGCUCCCCCUGAAUAUGACUUCAAGGGGUACUGA